CCUCACUCCAUCUUCCCAACAAACCCACCAAUCAAUUAGAGUCAUCAAUAAAUCAAACCGAGCUCUUUGUUUCACCACUAUUUCCCGAUUGUUGUGGCAAAACGAUAUUGCAAGGUAUAAUUUGACCCCUCACUCGAUACAGGGAUACAGACGGCCCAUAUUCAGCAAGCACCUCCGUGAGAGCUACAGGAACAGACUUGGAAUCAAAUAGCAUUCAUUGGAAAAGGCUCACCGUGGAUUAAUUAAGUCUUCGUCAGCAUAGUAGGGGGAAAAGUAUCUUUCAGUAUAAAGAGUUGUCGAAACUCCACUCCUUUGCUACAACAGUGGGCAGUUUGACGAGAUGUCUGCAAUUAAACUUGGUUUCCUGGCGAUCCGUACGAUUGCCAAACCAAUUGCCAACUCUAUAAAAUCUUACAGUGUCAAGCAUCCAAAAUUCAGAGAUGCGUGUAUUAGUGUGGCUCAGUUCUCACAUAAGACUGAAAUGCAGCUGAAGAUGAAGUUCCUGGGUUACAAAGUCGAGUCGAUCCGUCCCUUAAAUGAUGCCAGAGCCGUGGAAAUUGGUGCCAACUUUCUGGGUGAAGCCAUCAUUUUUGGAGUUGCUGGAUCAUUAAUUAUUUUAGAGAACACAAGGACACGCAUGAACGCAAGAGAUAGAAAAAAUCAUAUCGAUGAUUCACUCGAUAACUUACUGAUCAUCACAUCAGAGCUACGGGAGGAGAUCAAAGAGCAAGCCAUUGCCGCGGAUCAGAAAAUUGAGGAGCUUAGGCGAGAAAACCAAAUACUCAAACGAACUCUGAAUGAGAUUUUGGACGUCUCGUUACGCUUAAGGAAUCAUACCCCAUACACAGGACAGGAGAUUGGGAUUGGUAAUUCAACAGGAGGGUUUGUAUUACAAAUUGCGGAUGAGCCUAUGAUAAGAAGCUUUCCAGAAGAUUCGUCAUCAAACGCGUCUGCAUCGACAUCGCCGUCGUCGCCGCCGUCAUCAACGUCAUCCUUGACCACAAACACACCAUCCCGGUCUGUUUCAAAGGACCAGGAUCCAACAACGACAUCUGACAACAAAAAAUCACUAUUACAAUCGUCAUACGACUUUCAUCAUGAACAUCAUCAACUUGGACAUCCUCAGCAAGAAGAGAGCUUUUUCCUGAUUGACCAGGGAAGUUCAGCGUCACCACCUUCGCAGGAGAUCAAGAAGAGCCGAUGGGAGAGUAUUUCUUUGCCAUGGUCUCCUUCAGGGUCUUCUUCAUCAUCUUCUUCCUCUUCUACGACAGCUUGAGAUAAUAGAGAAUAAGAACUGGAGAGCCAAUAGAUUAUUACGUGCGCAGGGAAGGCUAAAGAAAUUACCUUGCACGCUUAUACAUGUUCAUAAAGUAUAGAGUGG
Molecule: messenger RNA, 1381 nt
Organism: Lobosporangium transversale
Lineage: Eukaryota; Fungi; Mortierellomycota; Mortierellomycetes; Mortierellales; Mortierellaceae
Product: optic atrophy 3 protein-domain-containing protein
Exons: 5
Coding region: 341-1276 (311 amino acids)
Biological process (GO): regulation of lipid metabolic process
Cellular component (GO): mitochondrion
Source: RefSeq, a predicted model, not a curated record